This is a messenger RNA of Ustilago hordei, 1134 nucleotides long. RefSeq lists its product as uncharacterized. The record is from RefSeq and is a predicted model, not a curated record. The transcript has a single exon. Bases 1 to 1134 code for a protein of 377 amino acids. Gene Ontology annotation, molecular function: S-adenosylmethionine-dependent methyltransferase activity. Lineage: Eukaryota; Fungi; Basidiomycota; Ustilaginomycetes; Ustilaginales; Ustilaginaceae.
AUGGCCACAUUCUCGAAAACGACUUUCGAUGCGGCAGCAUACCUUGCUUUUCGACCUUCCUAUCCUAAAUGGGUCUCUGAUAAGCUUCUGACCUAUCAUUUCGGCCGUCAUCCCUCUUGCUCUCCCUCUCCUUCCUCCUCUUCUGUUGGGUCCUCACUCGCUCUCGACUUGGGCUGUGGACCAGGAAUCUCGACUCUCUCGCUCCUUGCGCAUUUCGAUCGGGUCAUCGGUCUCGAUCCGUCGUCAAAAAUGGUUGAUGCAGCCAUCACACCCGUCACUCCCAACCUUCCGCGACACCUCGUCCCCUCUGCUUCCGAUGGGAUCAAAGGAAAACUUGGAACAGUCGAAUACAAACAGGGCUACUCGGAAGAGCUCAGCUUGCUCUCCGAUGAAAGUGUAGAUCUGGUUACGAGUGGACAGGCAGCACAUUGGUUCGACUAUCCUAGAUUUUGGAAAGAGUUGACUAGGAUUGUAAAACCGGGUGGUAGCGUUUGUCUGUAUGGCUACCCAGACUUUUUCCUUCCUGAUUUUCCUUCAACUCGGAGCUUGUUGAAUCGGUUUGCGCUCAAAGAUGGUCGGGGACCAGGGAGUCCAAAACUCUCUCCCACCUACCCUGCUGACGAGAAAAUAGAUGGUAUUGGAGAAUACUGGGAACAACCCGGCCGCAGUAUUGUCAACCAAGGUCUGGAACCAAUCCCUUUCCCGCAUAGCUACCCCGAUAUCGCCCCGCAAUGGGAUAGCUCCACCGCCUUGAAAAGAACUUUCUCUACAGCAGGUUUAACCCGGGACCAAAUCUGGUCCUCUUGGCCGCCCCUAACUACCUCGCCACUCAACGCUGAUGGUUUGACCCAAGAGGUCAGGAAAGCGUUCGAAGGAGAGCAGAAGGAAGCAACAAUGGAUAAACAUCUCACGUGGGACCAACUGGGAAGCUAUCUCAGAACUUGGUCGGCAACCCAUACCUACCUAACCGAGCACAAAGGAGAUAAGGAGGAACACGCGGGAAAGGACGUGGUGGAUAGGUUUCUUGAAAAGCUAAAGAAGGAGGUCGAGAGAGCCAAUGGUGGGAAAGAGGUGCAAAGGUUGCAUUUGCGAUGGCCCUUGUGUUUUGUCAUGGUUAAGAAAAUGCCACUUUGA